This is a messenger RNA of Tarenaya hassleriana, 2459 nucleotides long. Its product is annotated as CDT1-like protein a, chloroplastic. The record is from RefSeq and is a predicted model, not a curated record. The transcript is spliced from 7 exons. NCBI's taxonomy places the organism in Eukaryota, Viridiplantae, Streptophyta, Magnoliopsida, Brassicales, Cleomaceae. Gene Ontology annotation, biological process: regulation of DNA-templated DNA replication initiation; mitotic cell cycle; DNA replication checkpoint signaling. Gene Ontology annotation, molecular function: DNA polymerase binding; DNA binding. Gene Ontology annotation, cellular component: nucleus. Bases 286 to 2070 code for a protein of 594 amino acids.
GCCUAUUACUGGGCCUGAUGGGCUUAAGAGGAUGUUUGUUUUGAGAGUUUUCGCUAUCCUCAUCUUGGAUCCGCCAAGUAAUGUUUCCAAACAAAAGACGGAGGACGAUCUCAAACCCGCGGGAAGCAACGGGGAGAUUUGGCGGGAGUGGCACGUGGCAUAUGCCCACGUCAGAUCCAGCUCGGAUUUCCCGCCAUUCAUAAAACCAAAAACCCUUCGUCUUCAUCUUCUUCCUCGCGCCGUCUCUCUCUCUCUCACAUACACACACACGCAAAAAGAGUGGACAUGAGCGCGCCGGGUUCUUCUCGAUCUAUUCCUUUUCGAUCGAAGAAACGGCUGAUGGAUUCUCCCUGUCCGAAGGCUGAGCGGAGAAACCCUAAUUCCCCGUCCAUGGAUGUACCCACGCCGGAGAAGCCGCCAGAAAGCAUGCUCACACGAUCGAAAAACCGAGGUGUCGCUCUCUCCGUGAAAGAGAUUCGCCAAGCCGCUAAUUCCCGUCGCAGGUCUGAGGAUCCGAACGGGGAGACCAGAUCCGUUAAGAACAAGCUUGUGUUUUCGCCCGACGAUUCCUCGUCCUCGUUGCCCUUUAAAGUGAAAAUUGCUACGAUGAAUGCGGAGAAGGAAAAAUUGCCGGAGAAGUACGAGAUUCUGAUUGAGUUCUUCGAUGGAAUGGAUAACGCGAUCCGAUUAUCGAAAUUGAAGAGUUCGAUGCCAACAUUUUCCAACAUUUCUGCGAAAAUUGAGUAUUUAACUGAGAGGAGGUUUUUGUACAGCCACUUGGCUCAGCUAAAGCACAUCUUGCCAGAGGCUAUCGAGGUUAAGAGAGUUUUGAUGCUCGACGAGAAAACUAGCUGCAUGAAACCCGACCUUCAUGUCACUAUCAACCCCGGCACCAUACCUUGUGCCGAAAAGUCUAAAUCAGAAAGCAAACACAGCAGCCUCCGGACAAUUUUCCGUGCAAGACUUGCAGAUUUUGUUAAAGCUCACCCUCAGGGCGAGGAAGUUCCAGAAGAACCGUUGCCCGAAUUAUUUAACAGAAAGAAAGAAAGUGAAGGUUCAUCCUUGCUCGGAAAGCAUGCAUCUUCGAAUCUUUCUUGGUCUUCCCAGAAGAACUACAGAAUGGCCUCUGAUGAGAAAACCAUAUCUGCAUCUGCAUUAUCUCCAGGAAACUUGUCUGCUAACGUAUCUAGUAACGAGACAUCGGGAUCUUACAUUUCAACGGUUAAACCAUUGGAAGUUAAUUCUUCCAGUGAAGAAAUGGCUUCAACUCCGGCUAAAACAACAUUUCAGGCUCAAGCCACUUCAACUCCACUUAAACCGGUUCCAACACCGGCUAAAGCAGAUUCAACCUCAGUAGUUUCGACACCGGCUAAAGUUGCAUCAACACCGGCUAAAGUUGUGUCGACUCCUCCCGAACUUGCUUCAACUCCUGCCCGGUUGACCAGUGCCUUGCUAGCAGCACAGCCACUGAAAGGAAGUAGUGGUCAUGCCGGACUUUAUGAUGCUUCUGCUAACCCUCCGAAUAAGCUCAUGAGGCGCCCAUCAGCAUUAAGGCCACUGAAUUUUGAACCCUUUACGGAGGAUAAGAAAGCUGUGGAAGUAGCAGAUGAUGAAGUCACUAAUGAAGCAUCAGAGGAAGGUACAUCCAGCGACGAUGAUAUCCUCAGUAUUCUUCCCGAGACCCUUUUACAAUCAAUUCGAGAACAAGAGAAGAAGGCAAUAGAAGAUCAAGAUCCAGCAAUCUCACAGGCGAAAAGACGUUGUAAAAUGAUCGCAUGCCUGCCUAAACUGUUCGAUGUCACUCAUUUCUUAUUCCAGUCAAUAAGGCGGUCAGUUAUCACGAAAGAGGAACUUGUGCACAAGAUUAUCGCGGGCCAUUCUGAUAUUUGCGACAGAAGAGAGGUGGAGGAACAACUAAACCUAAUGCUAGAGCUCCUACCCGAAUGGAUCACUGAGAAAAGAUCCUUCAGUGGAGAUCUUCUAAUAUGCAUAAAUAAGACGGCAUCCCCUGAAGCCAUUCGGGCCCGUCUGGAAGAAGAAAACAAGCAAGGAAUGGCUCCAGUUUCUUGAUAUCACAGAAGAAACCAUGGAGGCUUGCAAAAGUUUGAGGCUUUUGCCUUCGGGAAACCUACGAAUACGAUGAACCUCUAGACGGGCAGUUCUUGUAACGAAUUAUUCCGCCAUGGAAGAAAGCUACGACACUAAAGAUGGUCGUGACCCAUUUUGUAAUGAAGUCUGCUUAUUUAGCUCAAUUCUAUCUGCAGAUCAAGGCACCAAAGACCUUCGUUAUGCACGUAAACAUGAGCUAAUGUAUGUAUAUCUAUACGAUGAGCACAAACCCAUUUUCUUUAUUUUGCAGGCUUUGUUCUUGGUGGUUUGUGUUUAAUCAUAUUAAUAUACGCUAGCUAAAGUUACGGGUUUGUUAUUACAUAAAGUACGUUCAUGAUAUUGAGGUUUAA